UCAGGAUCCUCCGGAUUGUCUUGUAUGCUGGAGAUUAUUCUCAGCGCUGCAAUAUCGACCGCCUAUGGGCGCGUCUCACGUCGGCGAUGGGGUGUUUGAAUGCGUGUUUGAAAAGCAGCCCUCUGAUCGGGUCACCAUUCGUUGCUCUCGGGGGUGGCUUUUCGGUGCCGGAGCCGGCGUCCAGUUCCUGCGUGUGGACAGGAAAAACUGGCCCACAAACUUCACAAGGCCUGCGCUUGUUCCUGACUAAAUUUACUCCUGCAAGGCUUGUCCUAGAGGUUGCCCAACCAUUGAACCAUACACGGCUGUGUCUGCCCCUCGACGGCGUCGACGCUCCACUGGCGCGUCUUGCUGGCCCACCUGCAAUGGCAAUUCAAACUGCACGCCCGGCAUGCCGUCACUCGGCGAUGAGAUGCUGCUGCACGAUUGAAAUGACUCGCCAUCCCAGCCGGCCAUCCAAGGGCCGCCAUCGGCAGCCAUUCGCAUCGACCGCGGUCGAAGGAGGCCGAUGUUUGAAGUUUUGUUUUGCGUGGGCGCCCGCCAGUGCUGUCCUGCUUGCGGAUGAACAGAGCUGGCUUGCCGAGCGCACAAAAUCUUCCUCGUCGAUCAUGUCUACUCACUGCUCACUGCUCACUGCCUGCCCACUGCCCACUGCUCAGAGUUGGCAGGAGGCUCGGAGCCUUAUGAGACAAGGUUUGCCCGUUAAGAUGCAGGGGUCAUCUCUUCGAUCUGUGCGUUCCGUCCGUGCAGCUGCAUUAUUCCCACCUGAAGAAAGAGUUCCGGAUCCCCCAGUUGAUUCGAGUGCUGGGUCCAAAAGGCGGGGCAGCAGAAUCAUGCUCUCCUCCAGAUUGUUUCUGGGGUACUAUUGCCAACUCAACCAUGGAAAUGGGGAUGGUGAUCAAGCAAAACUUUUGCUGUCGCUGUCUGGCUUGCCACUGUCGUCUCAGGCCUCUCGUUCACGUUUCAGCUCCGAGUGGAGGCUCAAUGGCAAUACUGUUUCCUGGGAUCAGCCGAUGCUUCACUUCCUCAGGCAAACCCAAAAAAUAACAUUUGCUCCCUAUGGGAUCUCUUCUCCGAGACUCUGGGACUCUGGAAUGGGAUAACAUAGCUUAUGGCGGUUCUGGAAGAGAUACCUACGGGCAAGCAUUAUGAGAUAUGGAAGUUGUUGGGGCAACACGCCAAUGUUUCCUUCAUCAGUGAUGACAUGAGAAAAAUAGAGUGACACCUUACGUACGAAAUACUUUGAGGAAGCCAAGAGCCAAGGGCUUGUGAAAUUCCAAAUUUUGGCU
Molecule: messenger RNA, 1289 nt
Organism: Hyaloscypha bicolor E
Lineage: Eukaryota; Fungi; Ascomycota; Leotiomycetes; Helotiales; Hyaloscyphaceae
Exons: 1
Coding region: 87-1103 (338 amino acids)
Source: RefSeq, a predicted model, not a curated record